CACGUGAGGGGGCGAGGCGGUGGCUGCUGGGCCCCGGCUCCCAAGAUGGCGUCGCUGCUGCAGUCGGAGCGGGUCUCGUACCUGGUGCGCGGCGAAAAGGAGAUCCGCGCGCCGCUCUCCCAGCUCUACUUCUGUCGCUACUGCAGCGAACUCCGCUCCCUGGAGUGCGUCUCCCACGAGGUGGACUCUCACUAUUGUCCCAGUUGCCUAGAAAAUAUGCCAUCAGCUGAAGCUAAGCUGAAGAAGAAUAGGUGUGCUAACUGUUUUGACUGCCCAUGCUGCAUGCACACGCUUUCCACCAGGGCGACAAGCAUUCCUGCUCCACUUCCUGAUGACCCAGCCAAGACUACAAUGAAGAAAGCAUAUUACCUGGCCUGUGGAUUUUGCCGCUGGACUUCCAGAGAUGUGGGCAUGGCAGAUAAGUCUGUUGCCAGUGGUGGUUGGCAGGAGCCGGAGAAUCCACAUACACAGAGGAUUAACAAACUGGUUGAGUAUUACCAGCAGCUGGCUCAGAAAGAGAAGAUUGAGCGGGACCGUAAGAAGCUGGUGCGACGCCGAAACUACAUGCCACUGGCCUUUUCGCAACACACAAUACACGUAGUGGACAAAUACGGCCUUGGAACCAGACUCCAGCGUCAGAGGCCUGGGAUGUCCAUCAGUGCUCUUUCCGGACUCUCCCUGAAAGAAGGAGAGGACCUGAGGGAGAUAAAGAUUGAGCCCGCUGAUGCUGUAGAAGAAGUGGAACCUCUGCCUGAGGAUUAUUACACAAGACCAAUAAAUCUAACAGAGGUGACUACCCUGCACCAACGUCUUCUGCAGCCUGACUUCCAGCCAAUCUGUGCUUCCCAGCUCUACCCACGCCAUAAGCACCUUCUGAUCAAACGCUCGCUGCGCUGUCGGAAAUGUGAACAUAAUCUGAGUAAACCAGAAUUCAAUCCAACAUCCAUCAAAUUCAAAAUCCAACUGGUUGCUGUCAACUACAUUCCUGAGGUGAGGAUCAUGUCCAUUCCCAACUUGCGCUACAUGAAGGAGAGCCAAGUUCUUCUGACUCUGACCAAUCCAGUGGAAAACCUCACCCAUGUCACACUGAUGGAGUGUGAGGAGGGAGACCCUGAUGACAUCAACAGUACUGCUAAGGUGGUGGUUCCUCCCAAGGAGCUAAUCCUAGCUGGCAAAGAUGCUGCAGCAGAAUAUGACGAGUUGGCAGAACCUCAGGAUUUUCAAGAUGACCCUGACAUUGUAGCCUUCAGAAAGGCCAACAAGGUGGGAGUUUUCAUCAAGGUCACUCCACAGAAAGAAGAGGGUGAAGUGACCAUGAGCUUUAAGAUGAAGCAUGAGUUUAAAAAUCUGGCCGCUCCAAUCCGCCCCAGUGAGGAAGGUGAUCAGAGUUCUGAGGUCAUCUGGCUUACCCAUCAUGUGGAGCUCAGCCUUGGCCCACUGCUCCCAUAAUGGCUUCCAACAGCUGGAUCCAUAAAGGUGGCCAUGGGGUAGACUCUUUUGCCAUGACAGAAUGCAUCCUGUUGAAAUGGUUUGUGAAACCUCCUUUGUGAUGUGUACACGCACCACAAAUUCCCGCCAAGAAAUGAGGAGGAGGUUGCACGAGUCGGGGGGGAAGGUAACUCUGUUGUCGGAUGAUUUGUUCUGCUCUCUGUAAUGCCUACUAUGUGAAUCUGUGGCUUUCUCACAACACCACAUGCUUGUUUAAGUUACAGCACAAAGAAGGCCAUCUCUAGACCUGUGUUAUCCCUUGCUGAAGUCACAUUAGCAUUACCAACAAAAAAACCCAAACCCUUACGCUGGCUUUCCUCUUCUCCAUAUCAGUCCCAUGACGCCAAUAUUUAAAUACUCAACAAAACAAAUCCUUUCUCUGGUAGAGCCUGCUGUUCAUGAGCAAACACUCCAGGGCUGUGGCCCUGUCUCUUCGGUUACAAUAGCCAUCUGUUGCAGCAGCAUGCUACACUCUUACUUGCUUCCCAUCCCCUAUUAGAAUCUCAUUAGUUUGAAAUUUUCUUUAGCCCAGGCACUCAAAGGCGUACCCCCCCCCCCCUUAUGAAAAAGAAUGCUUCGCUCUCUACAGCUUAUUUGGGAGGCAAUAGAUCUUAACAAUUUAUUUGCUUCUUGUGUUGAAAUACAGUCUACUGUAGCUCUUGUGGGCUUGGCUUAUAAUUUAUAUCAUUUAAACCUUUUUUUGUUGGAAAAUGUAGGUUAUUAUGCAUGGCUUUCUAGGAUUUGGGAGGACCAAUAGGUCACUGAAGUGAAAAUGCUGCUGCUUCAGUUUUUAUUGAGGCUAGGACACUACUGAGUGCAAUUUUUGCAUUCAAUAAAUUAUUUUUAAUGAAUGGUGAAAUCAACCAAAGAAUAUGACAGCUCAGAUCAUUUCAAUACACACAAAACCUUUAAGGGUUCAGGAGUGUGCUCAGUGUGUUUACUAGUGACUUGGGGGGGGGGGGGGGGUUGUGGGCUCCUUGAGCAGAAAAAAAUUAAAAGAAAGGCUUAUGCUAACCCUCCGCACUUCGGAAGUAUAUACCAGGCCAUAACAUAACUGUAAUUUAUGUGCUACCAUGAGGCUUAUUUUGGCUGCAAGUCAGAUCUAAAACCAGUUACAAACAGCAUGUCCAUGACUCUUAUUGUAACAUGCCACCAUUACCACUAACUACAGUAUUAUAGUGCAACCAGUGUGGGAUUUCUCUUCCUACAAAGAUUAUUUUUCAGUUGCUCUUAGUUAAAAGCAGUGACUUUUGUGAAACAUCUCCCUGAAUGAGCAGCAAAUGCAGACUACAAAAAUCUUUAUCUUGGGGCUUUGACAUGCAACCUGAAGAUAACCAAGUGGCCUUCAAGCCCUUCCAGAUAUGCUCUGCUUAGUUAAAUAAGGAACAUGUGUACUGUAUAUGACUCUGCUGUUCUGUAGUGUAAGAUGUGUGGCAUCUGGGAAAGGAGAAAAAUGCAUAGUUUUAACUUAGUCAAAUAUUAAUGCAAUGAAUAGACUGGGGCAUCGUGGCAUGCAGAAACUGCUACCCUUUUUGUGUCCAGAGGUAGUCAUAUUGAUCUGCAUCCUGUUUGACAGCCUUUGGGAAGGAGCUGCACCUUAUCUGCUAGUUUGUGCAAUGGAUAUCACAGCAGAGAGGGGCUUAAUGUUUACAAAUUUGCGUAGAUGAUACACAGAUGUACAGCAUGAGUUUAAGUGUAGCCAGUAUUUAUUCAUAAAUGUAUAGUGUUAAUAAGUGUCUGCUACUGUCUUAUGUAACCAAAUAACAACACUUAAGCUUUGAGUUUUCUUCAGUAGCCAAAGUAACUGGCAAACUAUCAACACUAUCUAUCAAAAACCAUCUUUUCCAAACUAGUUUUUGGCUGGCUGGCUGAUAUUUUCAAACUGGAUAGUUCACCACUGGUAGCUGAGUUUAGAGCUGGGAUGUUGCUCUAUUGAACUACACAAGAAAGGUUCUUUAGCACCUAGUUAUUGUUUUAAGAAAAUCAGAUGUACUCUGGUGCUCUGAAUUGCUAUCUUGAAAAGUAAAGGGCACAUUGGCUUUGAAUGGCUUAACUAGUCCGGUGAAUUUCUUUUCCCUUAAAAGCUUAUAGGAGAUAGGAGUAACUUUAGCUGUUUUCCAUGCAUAUUUGUGCAAAACACCUCACUUAUUCCAAUGGAGAACAAUGGAAACACUCUGCCGUUAUCGAUGUUAACUCCAUUCAUGACAGAUUAUUGUGUUGCCUUAUAGCUUAAUUUAUGUGGUGAACUUAAAAUAAAUAAAGCAGACAAAGCUGG
Emys orbicularis (European pond turtle) is the source of this 3763-nucleotide messenger RNA. It is a transcript of the gene DCTN4, whose product is annotated as dynactin subunit 4. The transcript is spliced from 14 exons. The coding region runs from base 46 to 1449 and encodes 467 amino acids. Lineage: Eukaryota; Metazoa; Chordata; Testudines; Emydidae. The record is from RefSeq and is a predicted model, not a curated record. Gene Ontology annotation, cellular component: dynactin complex.